UAAAAUGACGACAAAUCUGCUUCCAUAUGCCAUACCUCACCCACACUAGAGAGACUAGAUGCAUACUAUGUCCUCAUUUCUUCUCGUCACUCUCUUCACAAUCUUCUCCACCUUUUUAUUCUCCAUUGAUGGAGUUCUAAUCAGGCAAUUCUUCAAGGCAGAUCAGAAAAAAGAAGAAGAAACGAGCCACCUUCACUUUUUCUUCCAUGACAUUCUUAGUGGCAAAACUCCAAGUGCUGUCAGAAUUAUCGGCGGGCCAAACAGCAGCCUCUCCAGCUUCGGUUCCACCUUGAUGAUUGAUGAUGCGCUCACUGAAAAGCAAGAUCCCACAUCGAAGAUCAUCGGACGAGCACAAGGGUUUUACUCAGUGGCUGCACAACAGGAGAUUGCACUGCUUAUGGUCAUGAGUUUUCAGUUUGUGGAGGGUCAGUACAAGGGGAGUAGCAUCAGCAUUCUUGGGAGGAAUCCAGUGAUGAACGAUGUCAGGGAGAUGCCGAUUGUUGGAGGCACCGGAUUGUUUCGGUUUGCUCGUGGCUAUGUUUUAGCACAUACGGUUUGGUUUGAUGCUAAUACAGGAGACGCCAUUGUUGAGUACAAUGUUUAUGUGUCACAGACCUCGUGAACUUUAUACCUCUUGGAGUAAUUCCAUGACACACCUCGUGAACUUUAUACCUCUUGGAGUAAUUCCAUGACACACCCCCCCUUCUUUAUACUAGCUACCUUCUUAUUUGUUAUUAGGCCGUGGCAAAGAACUGGAUUAUUGAAACUCAUGUUCUGUUGUAAUGGGUAUUAGAUGCUGAUGAUAUAUAUAUGAUCAUCUAGAGUUCAUGAUCAUCUGGAGUUCAGACGUAGAUAAA
Molecule: messenger RNA, 857 nt
Organism: Rosa chinensis
Lineage: Eukaryota; Viridiplantae; Streptophyta; Magnoliopsida; Rosales; Rosaceae
Product: dirigent protein 22
Exons: 1
Coding region: 59-622 (187 amino acids)
Source: RefSeq, a predicted model, not a curated record